This is a messenger RNA of Colletotrichum graminicola M1.001, 1248 nucleotides long. Its product is annotated as C6 zinc finger domain-containing protein. The record is from RefSeq and is a predicted model, not a curated record. The transcript is spliced from 4 exons. Lineage: Eukaryota; Fungi; Ascomycota; Sordariomycetes; Glomerellales; Glomerellaceae. The coding region runs from base 1 to 1248 and encodes 415 amino acids.
AUGCCUGCUCCCUUUGCGCACGGCGGAAGUCGGUAUGCCCGCACUUGGGUUACUACGGGACCAAACGGUCAAGUAAAGGAGCAUGAAUCUGCAAGUCCAGUCUGGACGCUGCCUACGAUCAGCCAUGAUAGACCAUGGACCCAGGCUCAAGAAGAGAUACCUACGGAGAUGGAACGUUUGCCUCGCAACGAUGACGGAAUCAAACAUCCUGGCCUGUCAAUGAGUGACUUACUAUCAAGCAAUCAACCCGGGAUAUCACAAGUGCACCCGGAACCAAGGCAGAUCUAUCGCUCCUGGCAGGUAUUUGUCGAGUCGGUCAACCCCCUCUUGAAGAUAAUUCACGUGCCAACGUUACAACAACGAGUCCUGGACGCCAGCUGGAACCCAGACUCGGAGCUGACGUCCACACCGACCGGGGCCGCCAUCCGGAUCGGUCAGAAGAUUGGCCUACAUCUACAUAAAGCAGCCCCCAAGAUCUCGGCAUUUGACGGAGAAAUGCGCGUCCGCCUUUGGUGGCAGUUAUACGGUAUAGACGCCCGAACCCGUGCCGCUGGUCGAAGCUCCCAGCCGUCCGCAGGCGAGUUCGGCAACGUCUGCCUCCCGCUCAACGUCAACGAUGCCGACCUGCACCCCGAAAUGACCGAGCUGCCCACCGAGCACACAGGGCCGACCGAAAUGACUUGCGUCCUGGUCAAGUUUGAGGUGACCAAUUGGGUUCGCUCAUCCGCCAGGGCAUUCGUAAUCCUCGACUUAUGUUCUCAAGGGACAGCGAGGGGGACGAAGCAGACGGGGCUGGAAGAGAAAGCCAUCGACGAGCUGGAGGCCAGGUACCACGACAAGUUCCUUCGCUAUCUCGACCACAAUGUCCCUCUCCACGCCUUAAUCGACCUUCGACGGCGGUGUUCGGGGGCGCGUGUGGCUUUGGCCUGGAGGCUAGUCGAAAAGCUGUACGGAGAGCACCCUGAGAUGAUUCGGGAUAUUAGUCAAAACCCGUUCUUUGCAGCCCUGGGCGAUUUAACCCUUGAGGCUUGGGAGGCUGGUAGGAAGGAGCUGGUCGACUCUCAAGAAACUCGCGCCGCUGGUGCCUCGCCCGCGUUUAUCCAAUCUAUAUGGGACCAGAGGCGCAACCAAGCUGUGCAGGUAUCCCAACUAUUAUCAGCCCCAGAGUUGCAGAAUCUUGACGCGGUUGGUUUGAAGGACAACGGAGACCUGGGCUGGGAAUAUUGGAAUGAUUUUCUGCGGCUUUAA